GAAAGUAAUUACAAAAUAAAAGAACGAGGAGCGAAGAAACAUUUUUGUUUUUCUUUUUUUUAUCGAAGAAAAUAAUAAAAGGAGGAGCAGAAAGAGUCAACAUGAAAGCGAUAAAAGUGAUUGGAUUUUUGUUGUUCAUUACAUCGAUCGGAGCAUUGGCUAAAACACAGACUGGUGUCAGUUCAGGUCAAUCUGUAUCGUCUACCGUCGCGCCAAAAGGGAAGGGGAGUUCCAGUAAUCCCAUAGUUUCACUUCUCACAUGUGUUUUGGAAAAUGUAGGCGAUCUACUUGGGAUAUCCCUCACUGGUUUAUUGGGGGAUCUUGGACAACUAAUUGGCCCGGAUGGUUCAUUAAAUUUAUCAGGACUUAUUUCCGAUCUUGUCUCCAUCUUAAACAUACCGCUCGAUGAAAUAUUUAAUGCCCUACGAACUGGAAAUCUGUCACAACUCACGCAAGAGCUUCAACCUUUAGUCAAUAGCUUAUUAAAUUUACCUAUAGUCGGCUCUCUCUUAUCGCUUCUGGCGAAUGUUCUCCAGGUCCCAGUUUCUCUCAUCGUAGCUGUACUAGGUCUGGUUCUUCAAAUCGUUAAAUCAUUACUCGACGCUCUUCUUGGGGGACAGAUAAAAUGCGAUAAAUAAUCGAUAAGUCUUUCUAUAAAUACAUAUACAUGAAUACAUAUAUAUCUAUACCCUAAUAAAUUGCUAUUAAAAAAUUAUAUUUCAAAAUAUA
Messenger RNA from Apis florea (little honeybee), 729 nucleotides. RefSeq lists its product as uncharacterized. NCBI's taxonomy places the organism in Eukaryota, Metazoa, Arthropoda, Insecta, Hymenoptera, Apidae. The record is from RefSeq and is a predicted model, not a curated record.